Lentinula edodes (shiitake mushroom) is the source of this 3098-nucleotide messenger RNA. RefSeq names its product DNA helicase. The transcript is spliced from 13 exons. NCBI's taxonomy places the organism in Eukaryota, Fungi, Basidiomycota, Agaricomycetes, Agaricales, Omphalotaceae. The coding region runs from base 42 to 2879 and encodes 945 amino acids. Gene Ontology annotation, cellular component: nucleus; cytoplasm; chromosome. Gene Ontology annotation, biological process: DNA replication; double-strand break repair via homologous recombination. The record is from RefSeq and is a predicted model, not a curated record. Gene Ontology annotation, molecular function: 3'-5' DNA helicase activity; four-way junction helicase activity; ATP binding.
AUCCAAACUUUGUAUUAUUUAAUAAGUUUCCUCCCCACCUCAUGUCCAUUGGACCAAAGAACAAUCUUGACGAUGUACUGAAGAAGCGAGGUAGCAUCUCUGAUCCCAAUACACUGUCUUCGCUCCCGGUACUGGUACCAAAGGCCAAAUCCAAAUUUAAACCCUCGACCAACGCAACUCCGUCUUCCAGCACAGCGGCGUUGGGGCAUAAUGCCCUCCCAUCCUUUCGCACCCCAGGUUUCGGAAAGCCGAAGGCGCGCAAAUCAGAACCAGAAACGUCUACAGCUCGUGAAGUAAUUGACCUAUCUUGCUCUUCGCCAAGUCCGCGCUCGAAGCGUCAACUGGAAACACAACAUAUAACUGACGCCUUCCCCUCUAAACGACGUAGAAGUGGCCUCUUUGACGACAAAGAGAAUUUGUCGUUUAUCAAUGGCGACAUAAAUGGGAAGGGGAAAGCAAAAGAAAUGGAUGAUGUGGAAGGAUUGGUCGACGUUUGUUCCAAAGAGUCCACCGAACGUGCUUCUCUCACAAAGAGAGAUUUGUACGAUCCUUUUGACCAACUGGAUAUCGAUUUUCCUUCAUUUAAACGUAAUCCUCGUCUGAACCAGCACCCUCAGCACCCUACUCAAGAUCACAAGGAUUUGGAAUCGAAAAGCGUUGCUGACCUUCGCGGGCUUCUUGAAUUCGUCCUUUCUCUGCAACAUACCAACAACUGUUCGAUUGAACAGUAUCGAAAGUCACGGAACUCAAGAGUGGAUAUUGUCACUUUGGAGGGUAUCGAGACACUGUUUAGCAGCAGAAUCAAUGCCAUACGUCAAAUUCUGGAAUCUAAGGAGGGCACUUAUUGUGACCCAUGCUUGGUUACAUCGCCUUAUUUCGAUGGCAUCCACAACUCAAGCUCUGUGUCCAUAGCUUCGUCCGAAACCUUAAAUGGAUUGUCCAGCGACCAUAACCGAUCUUCCUCUGAUCCCAUCCUCGAUUCCUUUGAGGACGACAUAGAGGAGUCGGAUUACCAGACUGGUCCAAACAGCGAUGAUUUCUACUGGCCAGAAGACGACAUGGACUACGAGGCCCCUGAACUAAGCGCCGUGCUCGAUGCUUCGUUCUCUGAUGUAAAUAAAUCUCUCGCCGAAGUCCCAAUGUCAAGGGAAGAAACGCCGGACCAUACGGCUUUCGCGAAUCACCCUUUCUAUAAGGAAAUAAUGCGGAAUCUACAACGCGUCUUCCGAUUAAAGAAUUUCCGACAGAAUCAAUUGGAAGCGAUACUCGCAGCUAUGGCAGGCCGUGACGUGUUUGUUCUCAUGCCUACCGGAGGUGGUAAAAGUCUAUGCUAUCAGCUUCCUGCGGUCUGUAAUGGCGGAUCAACCAAAGGUGUUACUAUCGUCAUCUCGCCGCUGCUGUCUCUCAUGACCAACCAGGUCGAUGCCUUGAAGACAAAAGAUGUGGACGUUUUGGUUUGGAACUCGGAAACGGUCGAUCAUGGAGAGAUAAUGAGACGACUACGAGGAUAUCCGAAACCUAGUCUUCUCUACGUGUCACCUGAAAAGGUCAAAGACAGCGGGGCUCUCAAAUCUAUAUUUGCUGAUCUUUAUCGAGCGGGAGACUUGGCACGGUUUGUCGUGGACGAGGCACAUUGUAUCUCCACAUGGGGACAUGAUUUCCGAGAAGCAUAUCAGUGUCUCGACUCCCUUCGCGAGACCUAUCCCAGGGUCCCAAUAAUGGCUCUCACUGCAACGGCCAAUCAAACCAUGGUCGACGAUAUCAUGAAACGACUGAAGCUCAAAAACUGUGCUUUCUUCCAACAAUCUUUCAACCGCGUGAAUCUCAACUACCUUAUCCUUGACAAAAAAGCAAAAAUUUUGGAUGACAUCUACAGCUUCAUUAAUACCAAGCAUCGAGGAGAGACUGGUAUCAUCUAUUGUCUUGGUCGAGACAAGUGCGAGAAAGUUGCAGGACAGUUACGACAGAAAGGCUUGAAAGCAAGACAUUUCCAUGCUCAAAUGAGUACCACAGACAAAGAGCAGGUUUUGCAAGAAUGGCAGUCUGACCGUAUCCAGAUAGUGGUUGCCACAGUUGCUUUUGGAAUGGGCAUAGACAAAGCAAACGUACGGUUUGUGAUCCACCAUGAUCUUCCAAAAUCUCUUGACGGCUAUUAUCAAGAGACUGGUCGAGCGGGUCGUGAUCAAAAACCUGCCGAUUGUCUGUUAUUCUACUCGUAUCGUGAUUACAAGGUGAUUGUAAAGAUGAUCAAUAACCCAAGGAAUGGCGAUUCUUCAGAACUUGCUAGUCCUGAAGCUCGAGAACGGCAGGAAUUACAGGCCAGAAUCGUCAUGCAAUAUUGUUUGAACGUAUCCGAUUGUCGUCGUGUGCAGCUCCUCCAAUUUUUCGGCGAGAAAUUUGAACGUCGUAACUGUCAUCAGUUUUGCGACAAUUGUCGUCACGCUGUGGAAAUGGUUGAGCAGGAUUUAACAGAGGAGGCCAAAGCUAUCGUUAGUCUUGUGCAACAUUUCCAUUCCAUCACCACACAGCUUGUUACCCUCGACCAAUGCCGAACUAUUUUCAGGGGAGCAGAUACCAGCUUCAUUCGUGAACGCAAUUACAAUCGCCUCCCCCAGUAUGGUGCCGGAAAGCAUCUCGAUGGUGAACUCCAUGAGCAGUUAUUCAAGAGACUUUGCUUUCUAGAAGGUCUUGAUGAGGUUUCCAUGCAGGGUAAUGGUGGAUGGCAUGUGUAUUAUCUUAAGCCCGGCAAACGAGCAGAUGAGAUAUCCAGUGGACGAGAGAAAGUCAAGCUAUUCUACCGUCCGAAAGCCUCGAAGGUCAUCAAGGCAUCGUCCUCUAGUGUCGCGAAGACUCGCAAGGGGAAAGGCGGCAAAGUAUAGAAAUAAACCAUUUUGUUCAGACAUCUACAUAUUGUACACUGUAUCAUGUUGCAUAUUCUUAUUACCUCGUAUAAUACAACAUUUGGAUUUGGCAUGCUUGCCACUGCUUUCCGUGGUCAGAUGUGAGGUGUCAAAGACUCAUAGAACUAGAAUUUCCAACAUAAGAUAUCGUAGUUUUCAUGAAUGACAUGUUCCCCUCCAGCAAAGGAAACAUUACAA